CGAAGGCUCAGUUUACCAACAAACAUGAUGGACGAAACAACGUUUAGCUCUGGCAGCAUGUACUCCAGUGGCGAGGAAGAACUGCUGGCCAGCGAAGGCCUACGGUUGAGUCGAUCUACCCGGUGGCGGGAACGUAGUCGUCACGUGAGCUACGAACCGGCAAUGUUAUUGUUUUGCUUUGCGCUCAGUUUAUCAGGUCAGUCGCACACUGAAUUGACUCAUCAAGUUAUGUACCAGACUUGUCGGCUGCAGGGAUUUGAGCGCCAUGACUGUCUUCUUGUAGGAACGGAUGCUACUCCACCAGGAGUCGAAGAGAUUGAAGCUUUAGUAAAACCGGCGGCAGCUAGUGUUACAAUGGUGAUAGUGGUUAUCAAGUCGGUGAUACCGGGCUUUGGUGCACUGUGGUUGGGCGCAUGGUCCGAUCGUCACGGUAGAAAGCCUGUGGUGGUGAUAACAUCCUGUGGUCUGCUUCUGACGUAUUUUGUUCAUACGGGGCUGAAUUUUGUGUCUUCAUUCGUUCAACUUAAUCCCUGGUAUUAUGUUGCGGCAUAUGUCCCGUUCGCUGUACCUGGAGGGAUGGUGGUUAUUGGAGCAGCAGUGUUUGCGUCCCUUGCCGAUGUGACAAACGAUCACAACCGUACCUUCAGAAUGGGUUUCAUGAAAGCUGCAAUGCUAGCAGGAAGCUUGGCGGGAUCGUUUUCUAGUAGAUACAUUUUGGAAUGGACUGGAGAUACAACACUAUUUGUGAUAGCGACUGCUUGUGUACUGGUCGGAGUAAUCUAUACAGGAUUAUAUGUCGAGGACAGCAUAAUUCCGAGUUCGGACAGUGAACUAGGCAGCAGUUUGGUAGAGCUCUUUUCUACUCGCUCUAUAGAGGAUAUUGUGCAAACUGCAUCGCGUAAAAGAGCGCGAUAUGUUUGGUGGAUUCUGAGUCUGGUCAUCGGUUGCUUGACGCUGAUGGAACUCGCUGCGGGUUAUAACUUGGUGGAGUUUACCUUUACUCGUCAUAGGUUUGAUUGGAGCUUGAAGCAGUACAGUCGGUUUUGGGCCGUUGAAAAUGGCCUCGUUGUUUUAGCGAAUAUUUUGGGAGUUUGGGCGCUAAAAAGUCUCUUCGACUGCAUCGAUACUUUGGUGGCUCUGGUGUCCAUCAUCAGUGCCGUUGUUUGCGCUACAAUUAAAGCAUUCGCCGUUGACGGAUGGCAGAUGUACCUAGCGACUGAAAUAUCGUUCCUCAGAGGCAUGGAAAUGGUUGCCCUUCUGUCGGUGUGCGCCUACUUUGUGCCGUCGAAUGAAAUUGGCAAACUUUACGCACUAAUUUUCUCGGUGGUAGGAUUGGUAACACUUACUUCGGGACCUGCAUUUGGAUUCAUCUACGAGAGUACUGUUGGAAGAAUUCCGGAGUUUUAUAAUUUUGCGGUGGCUGGAAUUUGCGGUGGAGCAUUCGUAAUGUUGGGAUUCCUGCAAUGGCUUGUUAACAGACGAAACCAACCUGAAUUGCUGCUGUGAGACAGAAUAAAUUGAAAGUGUGCUUUCGAAAUUGAACUGAAAAUAGAUUAAAACUGAAUACCAUAGUCGACAAAAAAUGUAUCUUUUUAGCGAUUUAAGACUUGGA
Topomyia yanbarensis is the source of this 1612-nucleotide messenger RNA. RefSeq names its product proton-coupled folate transporter-like. The transcript has 5 exons. Gene Ontology annotation, cellular component: membrane. The record is from RefSeq and is a predicted model, not a curated record. Gene Ontology annotation, molecular function: transmembrane transporter activity. Gene Ontology annotation, biological process: transmembrane transport. NCBI's taxonomy places the organism in Eukaryota, Metazoa, Arthropoda, Insecta, Diptera, Culicidae. The coding region runs from base 25 to 1506 and encodes 493 amino acids.